Messenger RNA from Zymoseptoria tritici IPO323, 621 nucleotides. Its product is annotated as 60S ribosomal protein L34. The transcript has 3 exons. Bases 36 to 386 code for a protein of 116 amino acids. The record is from RefSeq and is a predicted model, not a curated record. Gene Ontology annotation, cellular component: ribosome. Gene Ontology annotation, molecular function: structural constituent of ribosome. Gene Ontology annotation, biological process: translation. NCBI's taxonomy places the organism in Eukaryota, Fungi, Ascomycota, Dothideomycetes, Mycosphaerellales, Mycosphaerellaceae.
AAACAUCCACCGGACACCCAUACAAUACCGCCAAAAUGGUUUCCGACGCCCGCCUCACCUACCGCCGCCGCAUGCCCUACAACACCAAGAGCAACAAGGUCCGCGUUGUCAAGACUCCAGGUGGCGAGCUCAGAUACCUUCACUUGAAGAAGCGAGGAACUGCACCAAAGUGCGGUGACUGUGGCUCCAAAUUGGCUGGUAUCCCAGCCCUCCGCCCUCGCGAAUACGCUACCAUCUCCCGACCCAAGAAGACCGUCCAGCGCGCAUACGGCGGCUCGCGCUGCGCCAACUGCGUCCGGGACCGUGUUGUUCGUGCUUUCCUGAUCGAGGAGCAGAAGAUCGUCAAGAAGGUCAUGAAGGAGGCCGAGAAGAAGCAAAAGCGAUAGAUGUUUCGAUGCAGGAAUGAGCGAGCAUGGACGGUGCGAUGGGAAGAUUCGGAAUCUCGGCGCAACAUGGCAGGCAGGUUUGAUUCAUCUUGAUCGACGAGAUGCCGUUGUGUAGUUUUCUGCUGUCUAUACUGCACUGGGCGCAAGAUCUGCUCCCAGCUGCGAUGGCAAGAGCCGCUGAAUGAAUUCAACGUCGACUGACACGAUCAAUACCCGUGUCUGUGCCUCAAGCAUG